Messenger RNA from Porites evermanni, 4313 nucleotides. Lineage: Eukaryota; Metazoa; Cnidaria; Anthozoa; Scleractinia; Poritidae. The record is from the annotation of a GenBank genome assembly.
AUGAUCACACUCGCCCUAUUGGUGUCACUCCUCUUGGCAGUAACAAGGCGUUACUCUGGUAAGUAUGUCCAUUUGAUUUAUAUCAAUUUUUAAUUUCAUAAUAAGUGAGAGAUUUCUUGCUAGCUUAUUGGUCUUGGAGAGCUCAGUAUGGUCGAUGUGAUUUUUUUAACAGCUUAGGAGCGGCAAAGAAUGCGGGGCGCAUCUAGACACCCACGGCUGCCCACGGCAAGGCAAUCAUCGUCUGCCUUCGGCCACAACUUAUAACACUUUCAACGAUCUUGACCAAUCUCAUCCAAUAAUUGCAUUGUUCAUUAUCGUUAAGUCACAAGAGUCAUAGCCGCCCAACUUGAUCCUUUCUCCUUUUAGCUUUGGAAUGCCCAGAAACGUGGAGCGAAUUUGAAGGCUUUUGCUACAAGGUCAUCGAUAGGCUCGGUUAUCCGCGGAGCUUUGCUUGGUCAACAGCUUUAAGCGGGUGUUUUGGGCUUGGAGGAGACCUGGUAAGCAUAUCGAAUGAAAAAGAAAUCGACUUUGUUCAUAACUUGACUUUCAAGGACGCAAACCCCACUUCUGUUUGGAUUGGGUUGGUGUAUCGACAUCAAACGGGUGGAUAUGUAUGGAACAAUGGAGAAUCGUUUAACAUUUCUGCUUCCGUCCAGUGGCUCAGCAACAUGUCGAGAAUUGUUUAUGAAAACAAAUGCGUCGAAAUCUUGAAAAAUGGUUGGAAACUCACCGAAUGUUGCAAGGAAAAUGAACAUUUCAUCUGCAAGAGACCGAAAGGUGAGUUGUUCCUGUGGGGAACUCUACACUGAAAAUGAUGGGAUAGUUUCGAGCGGUAAAUUUGAUCCAUUAAGGCGCUAAAACGCCUGCUUUAGGGCUGUCUCAUGUGAAGUAAGAAAUGGCUCCACAUAGCCUUUACGCCUUUAAAUUUUAGGCAGGCUAGGCUGCACCCUGAUAUUUGGCUUUUCCCAUUUGUUUUCUCGUUUUGUUUCGCACUCAUUUUUACCUUAACUGUUACUGUGCCUGGGUAAAAGAAGUUUUUUUGGUGGUUACACUGCACUUUUUGUCACAUGACCAGCCACGCUCAUAACUGUGACAAAAUUUUACCUUUUAGAAUUGCCACACUCAGAAACAUCGUACAGAUCUAAAGUUUUCUUGUAUUCUAUUUAGUUUAAUACUAAAUAUAACAAAUUGAUCAGCGGAAAAUUUUAAAAUAUUUUAUUCCUUGGUGAGAAGUUUAUGUUCUCUGCCUCGUCCCAGUCUCUUUAAAAUGAAAACCUAAAGUUUAUAGCAAUGCUAUGAUUAUUAUCGGCUUCAAACUAUUUGCUCUGUAAAUGUUUCACAAAUUAGGUCCAUUGGCUUGUUCUGCUGGAUGGUUUUUUAAUGGAGUAUCUUGCUACAAAGAAAAUAAUAAGGAUACCUGGGAAGGUGCACGACAAGGGUGUACUGCUUCUGGAGGUGAUUUAGUGAAGGUUGAUGAUGACGAUCAAAAACUAUUAUUGAUUCACUUCAUGGAGGUUAUCGGUCUGAAGCAAACGAAAAUAGAUGUAAGUACCGAGUCAUUAACUCUUUGAGCUUCAAGAAAUGAUUGCAUGAUCAGCAUGAAAUUUUUCCUUGUUACUGAUGCUUCAAUUUUUUCUCCCCAGCACAUCUGUAGGAUAAGUGUAAAAACAAAAAAUAGGCAUUUAAUUUGAGAUGCUAGGUUUUAAAUGCAUAUUGAGCAUGCUCAAGGCUAGGGUAAUUUAUCAUAAUAAGAGAUUUGAAAGAAGAAUGCGGCAAAAUUACAUUUUUGAUGUAGUUCGUGACACAGAACCAAUUGAAUCAGUGAUGUAGACAGUUUUAAUUUCAUUUUCAUUAGUUUCUGAUCUUAGACCCUAACCCUGCAAUGUAUCUUGAGACUACGCAGUUAAAUAAUGUUCAAAAGACCACAUUUCACGUUACAUUGGGAAGCUAAACGCACAAACUGAAUUAUAACAAGAUGCCAGUUUAUCGUUCCUCAUGCAUUCCGGGCGUCCCAAUCCAGGCAGAAUACUAGUGAAUUUGAUAUAAAGCAAAUUGUUCUGUCCUUCAUCAGCUGAGACGUCUUGAUCUAAAAUGCUACCUUGAUUGUAACCUGAGAUCAGGCGUUAUUUUUUCUUUUGCUUCUUUGUUUCUUUGGCUCGAGAGGGAAAAAAAAUAACGCCUGAUACAUUCAUUUAACAAGCCGUUAACCACACCCUAAUUUACAUAAUCUAACGUCUGCUCGACCUGUUAUGUUAUUAGCCAAUAAGCGUUUACCAUACGGGAAUAAAAUUUUGGCACGAAUAAUGUCUUUUUUUAAAUCAAUUUUAGGGAAAAGAAAAUUUUUAAGUACCUCCGUGUUCAGAUGGCGCUUCCUAAAAAAAGUUUCAAAUGUGUUGUUUUUGUGAUGAAAUACUGCUAGCUGGAGCUGCCGUACCUUUAUUUAACAGCUACAAAUAAUUAAGAAUUUACUGGUUAAAGCUCGUUGACUUCUUCGUUCUGUGCCGAAAGCAAUGAAAAAAGAAAUUAGGCUGAAGCACCAUAUUUUACGAACCGAAAGGUGUUGUGAAAGCGAAGAUCGCUCAGGAUAAUUCGCAAGUUUCUGACAAACUAGGUCAAGAUUCCAUUCAUGAAUUGAUUAUUUGAAAAGUUAACCCGUUUGUCGCUUCCGUAACUUGUAGCCGGUAUCAAAUUGCAUUCAAAUGAUCCGUGAAUUUUUUACUGCAUCUUUGAUUGUAAGUGAUCAUAAUUAAGUAACUGCAUACUGUCAUACUAAUGGCAGUGGUGUUAGUUACAUCACGCGGACAAUUCCCGCAACAACAUCAGCUUUAAUAUCAGCCUUAGAAAUGUCUUGGCCGAGAAAUCAUCAUAAAAGGCCAAAAAAAAGAAAGAACUUAAAUAUAUACGCUAAGACUGAUGCGAAUAACUAGCUAAGACAAUGACUACUGUACUUUGUUAAAAGAAAGCCGAGCAUAAAUCACGAAACGGAAAAAUGAUUGGUCAGAUAAUGUUCAAUGGCGUGACGGCAGAGAAAUUGACGAAAUUUUGCAGAUUUCCUUUUAAUAUCACACUAUAAACAACAAAAACAUUCAAUUUUCACAUGAUAGCUAUUUCCCUGAAGAUGUCAAAAACUAAUUGUUAAAAAAAGAGUUAACAAGUUAGGACUUCUUAAUGGUAACAUUCAUAAGAAAAUCUAAUGACUCGAUUUGCGUAAACCUACCAAAUUAAAAAAUUAGAUUUUUCGAUACAUUCGAUACAUCCUUAAUUGUUGCCAUGGUAACGAUCGAAAUCUUACCUCUAAACUGUCCAUACCAAAUGUGAGCCUGAUACCUUCAACGAGUCUUGAAUGACACUCCAAAUAUCAAAGUGUUUCCAACCACCUUAACUGUGGCUUGUAAGUAAAUUGUUCCAUUUAAUGUUUUUUUUCUAUCUCCCUUUUAAUACCUUUAUACAGCACGUAUGGAUUGGCCGAAAAGGUGACUCAAAGUGUUGGCAAAUGAAGACAGACUUUGGAACGAUAGAAGAGGGGCCGGACUGUCACGACCAAAACAACUAUAUUUGUGAAAUGCCACCGUCAGUAACAAGUACGUUUUAUAUCAUCCACAUCAAGAAGGUUUAAAAGAAGGAGUUUAAAAACUUAGCAUGUUAUUGCACAAAUAGCCCAUGCUCAAUAUGAGAGCCCUGGACAACACUAUUCUACUUAGCUAAUUAUUUAUUCAUACGGCGACAACCACAUAAGACGUUGUAUAAAAAUUAUUGCUUUUUCUCUAAAAUUGGGCGAAAUAUGCAUUAUGUUUUUCCUUUUAAACUUUCGUUUAGUAUUUUCGUGUUAAAGUCUAUCAAAUUUUAGUGAAUGGCUUCCAAUAUGUAUAAAAGCUGCGCUUCUAGGCUUGUCUAAAAGCUAUAUUUUCACGCUUUUGUCCCAGACUUUGAGGUAAGUGACCCUGUCAGCGAGAUACUUGAUGGUUUUAAAAACUUCUAUAAUUCUGCAUUUAUCUUUAGGCACUGUUUGUUAUGAGUACCCUAGCGGGAAUUCAUCUGUUCCCAUUACAGUCAACUGUGCAUUUCCAGAAAACCUUUGUUUCAAAUACGACAGUACAACGGCAAGCGGCGAACAAGUCACCAUUCAAGGCUGUAUAUCCGCUGAUCAAUGCCGACAAUUUGAAGAUCAACAUUUACACUGUUGUGAAGAACGUCUGUGUAAUAGUAGUAAGUAUAAUGGACACAAAAAAGCUAAAAAAUUGUCAAUUUACGCCCACCGUGCAAUGUUCCUCAGAAACAGGGAGAAGUUAGAUUAUUUUAAGGAAGAUCCGUGA